Messenger RNA from Funneliformis geosporum, 861 nucleotides. The record is from the annotation of a GenBank genome assembly. Lineage: Eukaryota; Fungi; Glomeromycota; Glomeromycetes; Glomerales; Glomeraceae.
AUGACACAGAAUAAAGAGUUUCUUUACCAACAAAAUGAAAAAAUCCUUUGUUAUCACGGACCCAUGAUCUACGAAGCAAAAAUCUUGGAUUUUGAAUACUUUGAAAAUAAACAUCCAAAAUCCAAUUUAACAGGUCCACACUAUCUAAUACAUUACAAAGGAUGGAAAAAUACAUGGGAUGAAUGGGUUGCAGAAUCUCGAGUUUUAAAAUUUAAUGAAACGAAUUUAACUAAACAAAAACAAAUUGAAGAAUCAUUAAAUAAAAAGGGAAGGUCAACGAUUAAAAAAACUGUUCAAGAAACUACAAUUGAAAAAGGAAAGAAAAGACGAAGGGAUACUUUAUUGGAUAAGGAUGAAAGCAUCAAGAAACCAAAGAUUUAUAUUCCUGUUCCUGAACCACUUCGUGCGAUAUUGGUACAGGAUUGGGAAAAUGUUAAUAAAUCGUCAUUGUUUGUACCUUUACCACGCAAACCUACUGUGUCGGACAUUAUAGAACACUAUAGAAUAUCUCGAACCAAGAAAAAGGGGGGUCAAGAAACUGACGACGGAAUCGCGGAUGAGAUUAUUACUGGAGUGCUUUUUUACUUUAAUAAAUGUUUGGGAUCACGUUUGUUAUAUCAAUCGGAAAGGAAGCAAUAUCGUGAAAUGCGGUAUAAAUUUGAACGCUUACAAAAUUCUCAAAUAUAUGGAGCAGAGCAUCUAUUAAGAUUGUUUGUAUCCUUUCCACAGUUGAUUUCAGGCAUGAAUCUUGCGGAAGACACACUGGGCAUCCUGAAAGAACACUUAACAGGUUUCCUAAACUUUUUGAAUGAUAAUAGGAAAGAAUAUUUUGUUGAUGAAUAUCAAAAGAUCAAAGAUUAG